AUGGUAGGUACACUUGCGAAACAAUCCCUUGUAUACAUCCCAACACUCAAACAUAUACUUUUCAUCAACUUGACGAAAGGAACCAAUGCCAUUCUUUGGUUGGGUGUUCAUGUUGGAUGGAUUAUACCGCAACAAAAAGCUUUUUCACAGGAUCUUCAGGAUCCUCAACUUGUUGACCGCCUUGGUUUUGAACUCCUUACAGGGAUCUUUAAGCUCUUUGAACACAUCUUCUUCGAUGAAAAAGGUGUUCAAGUUCAAGUACCAAAGAUCGCCCUCUGGAUUGCCAUGACAGUGACCGCCUUUUUGGUUCCUACUUUUAUCGUACAUAUAUAUGGGGAGAUUGCGCAUUUUGGUGCCGGGGUCUUUCUCUUAGUUCAGCUAGUAAGUGUUAUCAGUUUCAUUACAUGGCUGAAUGAUUGUUGUCAAUCUGAUAAAAUAUCAGAAAAAUGUCGCAUUCAUGUGAUGUCACUUGCAACUGCUGCAUAUGUUAUAUGCAUAGUUGGGAUCAUCAUGAUGUAUGUCUGGUAUGCACCGGAACCAUCCUGCCUCCUUAAUAUUUUCUUCAUCACAUGGAAACUGGUACUCAUUCAGCUCAUGACAAGCGUUUCCCUCCACCCUAAAGUAUUUUCUCGAUACUCCCGGGCUUUCGGUGAAUAUCGGCUACUUGACUCCUGGACUCAUGGGGCUGUAUGUUGUAUUCAUAUGUUGUUAAUCGAUUACAUUUAUGUGUUUGCAGUGAACCAGCUGGGGAAAUUUGCAUUAGGAAGACAGAGGAAUCAAACAGAACAGAUUGGCUGA
Molecule: messenger RNA, 798 nt
Organism: Hibiscus syriacus
Lineage: Eukaryota; Viridiplantae; Streptophyta; Magnoliopsida; Malvales; Malvaceae
Exons: 8
Coding region: 1-798 (265 amino acids)
Cellular component (GO): membrane
Source: RefSeq, a predicted model, not a curated record